Molecule: messenger RNA, 3001 nt
Organism: Phasianus colchicus (ring-necked pheasant)
Lineage: Eukaryota; Metazoa; Chordata; Aves; Galliformes; Phasianidae
Gene: GAS2L1
Product: growth arrest specific 2 like 1
Biological process (GO): regulation of microtubule polymerization or depolymerization; actin crosslink formation; microtubule bundle formation
Cellular component (GO): actin filament; stress fiber; cytoplasm
Molecular function (GO): microtubule binding; actin filament binding; cytoskeletal adaptor activity
Source: RefSeq, a predicted model, not a curated record
GGGCACCUCUGGGGACUGGGGAGUCCUUAAGCCCAGCUCAGAAGAUGGGAGGGGGGGGCAUGGGGUGGAAAGGAUGGGGGAUGCUGGUGGCAGCGGUGACAUCCCAGCAUCUGGGGGGACAUGUGGAGCGGGGUCCCCUAUAACGGUGCCUUCCCCCCCCUCUCUGCAGCUCACCAUGGCCGACCAGAGCAACAUCCAGUCGGCGGCCUCCAAGAGCAUCCGCCCCUUCCGCUCGAGCGAGGAAUACCUGGAGGCCAUGAAGGAGGACCUGGCCGAGUGGUUCAACGCGCUCUACGACCUGGACAUGGCGGCCGACACCUUCCUGGAGGCGCUGGCCACAGGCUGCGACCUCUGCCAGCACGCCAACAACGUCAACCGUGUGGCCUUGGAGUUCCAACAACGGCACCCCGAGGCGGCCACCCGCAUCCCCCGCAACGAGGUCAUCUUCCAGGCCAGGAACGUGGCGCCCGGCUCCUUCGUCGCCAGAGACAACGUCUCCAACUUCAUCCGCUGGUGCCGGCAGGAUCUGGGCAUUCAGGACGUCCUCAUGUUCGAGACCAACGACUUGGUGCUGAAGAAGAAUGAGAAAAACGUGAUCCUCUGCCUGCUGGAGGUGGCCAGGAGGGGCUCUAAAUUUGGCAUGUUGGCCCCCAUGCUGAUCCAGAUGGAGGAGGAAAUCGAGGAGGAGCUGCGGGACCAAACGUGUGGGGUGCUGGGAGCAUCCCAGGGCAGCCAGGCCCUGCGCCCCGAGUCGCCCGCGUACCAUGGGCAGGCACAGCGCGUCUCCCUGUGCGACCUGAGGAACCUGGAUGAGCUGGUGCGGGAGAUCCUGGGCUGCUGUACGUGCCCAUCCCAGUUCCCCAUGGUCAAAAUCUCAGAGGGUAAAUACAAAGUGGGAGACUCCAACGCGCUGAUCUUUGUUCGAGUGCUGAGGAGCCACGUCAUGGUGCGUGUUGGUGGUGGCUGGGACACACUGGAACAUUACCUGGACAAGCACGACCCAUGCCGCUGCUCCUCCCUGUCUCACCGCCUGCCCCCCGCCCGCACCCUGGCCUUCUCCCCACCAAAACCCGCCGUCAGCAGUGCCAGCCCCGCACCCCACGCCCCCAGCCCCAGCACCCCACGCCGUGCUGACAUGACCAGCCUUGGGGACAAGCGGCCGCCAGGCUGGGGGGACGUUGGCUACAGCAGGACGGAGCGGGGCAGCACCCCAAAGCCUGCGCCUGGAGCCGUCCUGCCUCCCCGGGCCCCUGCCAGCCCGUCCAGGAGCCCCGCCAGCGCACUCAGGCCCCGUGACUCCCCCCGCACCCGCCGUCAUUCCGGGGACAGUGACUCCUCAUCAGCCUCAUCGGUGGGACCCCCGCGGGGUCACCGCCCUCCGCCCGCUGUCUGCUCCUCUCCCCGCCGCCCACCGCCGGGACGCAGCCGCUCCGGUGACCGCAGCCCCCUCCCCCUGCGCACCGCCGUCGCUCCGGGCGGUGGGGAGGAGCGCGGCCGGCCGCGUGUCCCGAACGGGCCGGGGCUGCCCCGUGCCCGCAGUCAGGGCCGGCCCGGUGCUGACGCCGUGCUGCUGAUCCGACGCGGACGCGACGGGCAGCACUCGUGGACGCGCGCUGACGGCGCGCCCCGCCCCGCAAUGCGGCCCUCCGGUCCUCGGCGCUCCUCGCUGCCCGGGGACGGGGGUGAGGACGGGGAUGGAGAUGCCUUCCAGGAGGAGCUGGAAGAGCUGGCGCGGAGGCUGCGGGCGCCGCUGUGUCUGGAACCCGGGCAGGAACAGCAGCUGCUGGGACGGCUGGAGGAAGAGUUUUUGGCCAACACGCGGCUGAUGGAGCUGGGGGACGGUGAGCCCUCGCCCCCCGCCCGCCCCACGCACGGGACGUUGGAGCCCGGCAGCGGGGCGGCCGCCGACUCAGCCUACUGCUCCUCCUCGUCUUCUUCAUCCUCCCUCAACGUGCUCGGCAACAAGCAUGGCUGUCUGCCCGAGGACGGCCGUCGCAACGGGGGUCCCCCGCCCGCCCCCCACCCGCAGGAGCGCUGCGGCCGCCCCUCCAGCUCUUCGGAUGAGAGCAGCUGCGUGCCGGCCUCCGGCGCCGAGUCCGACCCCGAGUGGGCGCCAGCAGUGGAAGAUGAGGGGAUGGAGACCGUGGUGGUGCCGGGGAUCCCCGCAUCCCCCGCCCUGCGGCCCCGUGCCCGGCCUCGGCUGGACGCGCAGCCCGGCAGGAAGCCCACCCGCAUCCCUGCACCCCGGCCCCCCGCCGGCCCCCAGCCCUGGAGGGCACUGCACAGCGUCCUGGCCUCGCUGCUGGAGCCCGGGAGGGCACCGCGGGAGGAUGAGGGGCUGCAGGAGGACUCCUGGCCGUGAGAAGGACAAGAUGGUGGCUGCGGCCCCCGGAUGCUGGGAUGUGUGGGCACUGGGGCACCGUGGGAAUGGAUGCUGUCGCGGCGGGGCUGGUGGGGGCAGACGUACCUCGGUGUGAUCGCAGUGCUGACAGGAGCUGUGUCACGGCAUUGGGAACAGGUCUGGGAGCAGCCAGCUCUGCUCAGCUCCUCUGCUCUUCAACCUUCCUUCUCCGUCCUGCUCCCCUCGCCUUCCAUUCCUCUUCCCCAUCUCCACACCCGAGGACGUGCAGCUCGUCACCAUGACCUGUACCCAGGGGAUGUCCCCUCUUCCCCUGCAGCAUCUCCCCCAGCACAGGCUGCCCUGCAGCCCCUGGAGCCAGUAAAGCCCAAGGAGCUGAGCCCACCUGCUGUUGUCCGUCCACGGAGGUCUGUCCAUAGAGCUGCAGGUGCUGGGGAUGGGGCUGCACCCUCCGGCUUCCUGUGAAGCAUCCCUGGCAGAGUGAUGCCCACAGUUCAGGGCUGCCUGGGAGCACUUCCCCCUUGUCCUUUCCUGGGUCCUUCCCAGCACAGUGGUGUCAGGGGGAGGUUCUUCACAGAGAGUGGUGAGGUGCUGGAACAGACUGUCCAAAGAGGCUGGAGAUGCUCCAUCCCUGGAGGUGUU